AUGCUUGGGGUUGGGAAUGAAGGAAUGUCUACACUACCCGGAUUGAAUCAAAUACAAUUUGAAGGAUUUUGUAGAUUCAUUGAUCGGGGCUUAACAGAAGAACUUUUAAAGUUUCCAAAAAUUGAAGAUCUAGAUCAAGAAAUGGAAUUUUAG
Lathyrus sativus (Indian pea) is the source of this 153-nucleotide messenger RNA. Lineage: Eukaryota; Viridiplantae; Streptophyta; Magnoliopsida; Fabales; Fabaceae. The record is from the annotation of a GenBank genome assembly.